GUCUCGGAGUGUCUUUUGACCUCCUUGGUUGCCUCAGUUUCCCCCUUCGUUAGUCGGGGCCCUGGCGAGCACUGCUCCUGCCCCCUGGAGCGGGUCCCUUGCCGGGACUGAAAGAUAACGGUGUCUGCACUUAGAAGGGAGUUGUCCGUGAACCAGGCCUCCGCCCAGACCAUUACCUUAACAGAUACCGCGUCUCUGUCCCUAUUGAUCGUUCAUCGGUCCUCUUACGCCAGUCCGUGAGGUUGCACAUCUCCCAUCCAUGCGUCCUGGCCUCCUGUCCCAAGCUUCACGUGUUUCUUCCUGUCACCUGAAGCACCCAGGCCUGCAUCAUGGACUUUCAGCACAGACCUGGAGGCAAGACUGGGAGUGGGGGCGUAGCCUCCUCCUCCGAGAGCAACCGAGACCGGAGAGAGCGCCUGCGGCAACUGGCCCUGGAAACCAUCGACAUCAACAAGGACCCGUAUUUUAUGAAGAACCACCUGGGCUCCUAUGAGUGCAAACUCUGCCUGACCCUGCAUAACAAUGAGGGGAGCUACCUGGCCCAUACCCAAGGGAAGAAACAUCAGACUAACUUGGCCCGGCGAGCUGCCAAGGAGGCCAAAGAAGCCCCCGCACAGCCUGCACCGGAGAAGGUCAAGGUGGAGGUGAAGAAGUUUGUGAAGAUUGGCCGCCCUGGCUACAAAGUGACCAAGCAGAGGGAUACAGAGAUGGGCCAGCAGAGCCUGCUGUUCCAGAUUGACUACCCUGAGAUUGCAGAGGGUAUCAUGCCACGUCACCGCUUCAUGUCUGCCUAUGAGCAGAGGAUCGAGCCCCCAGACCGCCGCUGGCAGUACCUGCUCAUGGCUGCUGAGCCCUAUGAGACCAUUGCUUUCAAGGUGCCGAGCCGGGAGAUUGACAAGGCUGAGGGCAAGUUUUGGACCCACUGGAACAGAGAAACCAAGCAGUUUUUCCUUCAGUUCCACUUUAAGAUGGAGAAGCCCCCAGCACCUCCCAGCCUCCCAGCAGGACCCCCAGGUGUCAAGCGGCCCCCGCCCCCACUCAUGAAUGGACUGCCUCCUCGCCCACCACUCCCUGAUGCUUUGCCCCCACCUCCACCUGGUGGCCUGCCUCUCCCUCCUAUGCCCCCCACUGGGCCUGCUCCCUCUGGGCCUCCUGGACCUCCCCAGAUGCCCCCACCAGCUCCUGGGGUGCACCCCCCAACUCCAGUAGUACACCCACCAACAUCUGGAGUCCACCCCCCAGCUCCUGGGGUACACCCCCCAGCACCAGUGGUCCAUCCACCAACAUCUGGGGUCCAUCCCCCUGCCCCUGGAGUGCACCCCCCAGCCCCUGGAGUGCACCCACCAGCCCCUGGAGUGCACCCACCAGCUCCAGGAGUGCACCCACCAGCUCCAGGGGUGCACCCACCAGCUCCAGGGGUACACCCACCAGCUCCAGGUGUGCACCCGCCAGCUCCAGGGGUACACCCGCCAGCUCCAGGGGUACACCCACCAGCUCCAGGGGUACACCCACCAGCUCCAGGGGUACACCCUCCUCCAUCAGCUGGAGUUCAUCCUCAGGCUCCAGGGGUACACCCACCUGCUCCUGCAGUCCACCCUCAAGCCCCUGGGGUACACCCCCCAGCCCCUGGGAUCCACCCUCAGGCACCAGGGGUGCACCCUCAGCCGCCUCCUGGAGUCCACCCUGCUGCCCCGGGGGUCCACCCUCAGCCUCCAGGGGUUCACCCCUCAAAUCCUGGGGUGCACCCUGCUCCUAUGCCCCCCAUGCUGAGGCCUCCACUCCCUUCAGAUGGCCCUGGGAACAUGCCUCCCCCUCCCCCAGGCAACUGAGCAGUCCCCCCACUAGCCUCUGUUGUCUGUGUGGUCUUUUUCCAUGGCCAGUCCUUGGAAGGUUUUUCUAUUUGUCCUGCCUUGAGCCUAUUAAACAGCCU
Molecule: messenger RNA, 1930 nt
Organism: Mus pahari (shrew mouse)
Lineage: Eukaryota; Metazoa; Chordata; Mammalia; Rodentia; Muridae
Gene: Sf3a2
Product: splicing factor 3a subunit 2
Exons: 9
Coding region: 330-1829 (499 amino acids)
Biological process (GO): spliceosomal complex assembly
Cellular component (GO): catalytic step 2 spliceosome; U2-type prespliceosome; U2 snRNP
Molecular function (GO): zinc ion binding; nucleic acid binding
Source: RefSeq, a predicted model, not a curated record